Molecule: messenger RNA, 642 nt
Organism: Chenopodium quinoa (quinoa)
Lineage: Eukaryota; Viridiplantae; Streptophyta; Magnoliopsida; Caryophyllales; Amaranthaceae
Exons: 1
Coding region: 92-463 (123 amino acids)
Source: RefSeq, a predicted model, not a curated record
UUGCUAAUGUUUUUCUUUUGUGAAAUGCAGCUUAAAGCCUAGUGCAAGAGUUGAGGUAUAAAAGAAGAAAAAGCUCAAUUAUCGCAAUACCAUGGUGGAAGUUUGGUGGUCCCUUUUGGGUGCUGCUAUUCCAGCUGUUGUUGCAGGGCAAGCCUGGAGAAUUAAGAGAAGGCGGGAUGAGGAGCAGAGGAUUAAGAGUGCAAGGGGCCGGGAAAAGAGCUCAGAUGACAUAUUCGUUUGUGAAAGGGUUUGCACCUCAAAACGUAUGUUGAAGAAGGUUGGUGCUUUCUCUAAGGAUCCAAUCCCUGAUACUUGUGUCACUGUCUGCGGAGUCUCAGAACUCGAUGCAUGCACUGAUGCUUGUGCACGAACUGUUUGUGUCAAUCAGCAUCAUGUUCCAAACUGGAAUGAUGUUUGUCUUCGAAGAUGUCAAAGUGAAUGUCUUAAACUCUCUAGGACGUAGGAACCAUUGGAUUUUGUUUCUGAAAGGUUAAGGUGGUUGUUUAGUGUGCUGAAAUUGAUAGAAGCAGGAAUUGCUGUUAAUAUUUGAAAAAUAUUUAGCUUACUGCUUAAUCGAGUUUGUACUUUUUGCUUAAUUUUUUGAAUGAUUUUACAGAUAAUAUAUCCUCUGUUAAAAUUGCU